Esox lucius (northern pike) is the source of this 1378-nucleotide messenger RNA. RefSeq names its product L-serine dehydratase/L-threonine deaminase. Gene Ontology annotation, biological process: L-serine catabolic process; L-threonine catabolic process. The coding region runs from base 83 to 1057 and encodes 324 amino acids. The transcript is spliced from 7 exons. Lineage: Eukaryota; Metazoa; Chordata; Actinopteri; Esociformes; Esocidae. Gene Ontology annotation, molecular function: L-serine ammonia-lyase activity; pyridoxal phosphate binding; threonine deaminase activity. The record is from RefSeq and is a predicted model, not a curated record.
CUUUACUAGAACUGCCUAUUGUCCCACGUUACCGGACAAAUUAACAUUUUGCUCAAAAACGGAGGUCAACUAAGAUAGAGAAAUGAAGGAUACACAGGAGAGAACUCUUCAUGUGGCCACCCCACUGAGGGAGAGUCUUGCCUUGACCAAAGUGGCAGGCACCUCGGUCUACCUGAAGCUGGACUCAUCCCAGCCCACAGGAUCCUUCAAGAUCAGGGGCAUUGGACACCUUUGCAAGACAUGGGCCGAACGAGGUUGCAAGAGAUUUGUCUGUUGUUCAGGAGGAAAUGCGGGCAUGGCGGCUGCCUACUCUGCCCGUAAGCUUGGGGCACCUGCCACGAUCGUCGUGCCCAGCGUUACCCCCAAACCAACAGUGGAGAGGCUAAGGGAUGAGGGUGCCGACGUGGUCAUACAUGGCAAGGCGCUGAAUGAGAGCAUUGAAUACGGACAACAGCUUGUGGCCAACAACCCUGGAUGGGUUUUCAUCUCUCCCUUUGAUGACCCACUCAUCUGGGAGGGCCACAUGUCACUUGUGCAGGAGCUGGAGUCCGAAAUGGACGAGAAGCCUGGUGCAAUAGUGUUGUCUGUUGGGGGUGGAGGCCUGAUGAAUGGGGUUGUCAAAGGACUGCACUGCGCAGGCUGGGACGAUGUCCCAGUCAUAGCUAUGGAGACUGUGGGGGCACACAGCCUCAAUGCUGCCAUGAAGGCUGGGAAGUUGGUCACUCUGCCUGAGAUAACAAGCAUUGCCACAACAUUGGGUUUGACAACAGUAUCUGCACAGUCCCUGAAAUUUGCUUGCGAAUACACAGUUUACUCUGAGAUAGUUACAGACCAGGAGGCUGUCAAAUCAGUUGAGCGCUUUGUUGACGAUGAGAAGGUGCUGGUGGAGCCGGCGUGUGGCGCUGCCUUGGCAGCUGUGUACUGUGACAUCAUUCCCAGACUCCAGAGGGAGGGCAAGCUGGCAUGGGACCUGGGCCCUGUGGUGAUCGUGGUGUGUGGAGGCAACAACAUCAGCUUGGAACAGCUCUAUAAACUGAAGAAGCAACUGGGCAUGUAGUUUCGCUAAGCAAUCCUUUUCUUCUAAAACCCAUUCCUUCAUUACGCUGAUUCUUUUGUGACUUUUUAACAGGAGUCACAAACCCUAUGGGGCCAAAUCAUUCCAAACUGUGUGCAGUAUAGGCUUACUCCUAUAUGCUUACUCCUAAACUCCUGAAUGGGGCUUCAGCCACAAGCAUGAACUGACUGGACCCAUCAAUAGCCCAAUGCUGUGAUAUGCAUUGAUAGUUGUCUUGUUAUUUGUGUCGAGCAUGUUUUAUGUAAGAUGUACUGGUUGUAUUUGAUUCAUUCUCUUUUUCAUUGUUUGAGUAAUAUUUAAAAA